Messenger RNA from Octodon degus (degu), 2014 nucleotides. RefSeq names its product acyl-CoA-binding domain-containing protein 5-like. NCBI's taxonomy places the organism in Eukaryota, Metazoa, Chordata, Mammalia, Rodentia, Octodontidae. Gene Ontology annotation, cellular component: peroxisome. Gene Ontology annotation, biological process: fatty acid metabolic process; autophagy of peroxisome. Gene Ontology annotation, molecular function: fatty-acyl-CoA binding. The record is from RefSeq and is a predicted model, not a curated record.
AUGCUUUUCCUUUCUUUUCAUGCAGGCUCUUGGGGAAGCUGGUGCUGCUGGUGCUGCCUGAUUCCUGCGGACAGCUCUUGGGACCACGGCCGGCGCGGGCAGCUGGAGAUGGCGGACACGAAAUCCGUGCACGAGACCAGGUUCGAGGCGGCGGUCAAGGUGAUCCAGAGUUUGCCGAAAAAUGGUUCAUUCCAGCCAACACAUGAAAUGAUGCUCAAGUUCUAUAGUUUCUAUAAACAGGCAACUGAAGGACCCUGCAAACUUUCAAGACCUGGAUUCUGGGAUCCUAUUGGAAGAUAUAAAUGGGAUGCUUGGAGUUCAUUGGGUGAUAUGACUAAAGAAGAAGCCAUGAUUGCAUAUGUGGAAGAAAUGAAAAAGAUUAUUGAAACUAUGCCAAUGACUGAGAAAGUUGAAGAACUGCUACAUGUCAUAGGUCCAUUUUAUGAAAUUGUGGAAGACAAAAAGAGUGGCAGGAGUUCUGAUUUAACCUCAGAUCUUGGUAAUGUUCUGACUUCUACUCCAAAUGCCAAAACUGUUAAUGGGAAAGCUGAAAGCAGUGAUAGUGGAGCCGAGUCAGAGGAAGAAGAGGUUCAGGAGGAAGUAAAGGGAAAAGAACAAAGUGAUAACGAUAAAAUGAUGAAAUCAAGAGAGCAUAAGAAUUUGGAAAUCAUUGUCACUAAUGGCUAUAAUAAAGACAGCUUUAUUCAGGAUAUCCAAGAUGACAUUCAGACCACUUCUCUGAAUGUUGCAAGUGCUGAAGAAGGAAAACCUGUGGAGCAAAGCUGGGAGGAAACUGGGAAAACUGCUGUCGUCUGCCUCCACCAAGAUAUAAAUGAUGAUCAUGUUGAAGAUGUUUCAGGGAUUCAGCAUUUGACAAGUGAUUCAGACAGUGAAGUUUACUGUGAUUCUAUGGAGCAAUUUGGACAAGAAGAGUCUUCAGAUACUUUUAUGGCAAACACUGGACCAUUUCAAUAUUAUGUGAGGAAUGAUUCCGACAAGCCAUUGGAAAAUUCUGGUUUUCCUGACGAUGUUCAAGUACCACCUGGAAAUGGCAGUAGUGGGACUGUGCAGGUGGUAGCAGUUGAAGGAAAAGGUGAAAUAAAGCAUGGUGGAGAAGAUGGCAGAAAUAACAGUGGAGCACCACACCAUGAGAAGCGAGGUGGAGAAAGUGAGGAGUUCUCUAAUGUCAGAAGAGCAAGAGGGCAUAGGAUACCACAUCUGAGUGAGGGGAACAAGGGCCGACAAAUGGGAAGUGGAGGUGAUGGGGAGCGCUGGGGCUCAGACAGGGGCUCACGAGGCAGCCUCAAUGAGCAGAUUGCUCUUGUGCUCAUGCGGUUGCAGGAGAACAUGCAGAACGUCCUGCAAAGGCUCCAUAAACUUGAAACACUAACUGCUUCACAGGCAAAAUUAUCAGCAUUGCAGUCCAGCAAUCAGUCCUUACAGAGACCAUCUUGGUGGCCAUUUGAGAUGUCUCCUGGUGCAUUAACUUUUGCUAUUAUAUGGCCUUUUAUUGCCCAGUGGUUGGUGCAUUUAUAUUACCAAAGAAGGAGAAGAAAACUGAACUGAAGAAAAUGAUGUUUUGCUCAAGAAGACUGCUGGGCCUGGAUGACCUCAGAAUGACAUGGAUUUGGAGCUCACAAGAAAAACUUAAUUACAUUUCUUUUUUGUUGUCCAGUAGUUUGUUUUGUGUACAUAUAUACAUAUAUUUUUUGCACUACAGAAUGAUAACGUUUUAAGGACUAAUAUUUCUGAUACUUGAAUAAUCAAUCUCAACUAAAUUAUAAGUAGCAUACAUAGAUUUACCCUACCUUUGAACUUAAAGGAUAUUGAAUUAUUAAUUAUUGUUUGGUAACAUGUUUACCUGAUUAUCUCCCAUAGAGAAUUGCAAGCUGCUUUUCCGAGGUACAGUUGUGAUAAUGAGAUCAGAUUUGUAAGUGACUAUUUUUUAUUUUGUAAAUUAAAUAUGAGAAAGAAUACAAACCAAGAGUGAAUUUCAAGCUGGGCGUGGUGGCAU